CCCCGCCGGGGGCACAUUUCCAAUUCCCUCCACUGAACGACGCUUCACCUGCAUGCUUUCUUGAUAAUCAAAAAACUUGAUCCACCCCUUCUUGCAUUUCAACAAGAACCCUUUCUAAAUUCCAAAGAUUUCUACUGGAUUCGUCUGAAAAAUAUCACGCGGAGAAUCCGAGCUAAAUCGGCCUCCGCCAUGGAAAAUGAUUAGACUAUUCAGCAGUCCGGCGUCCCACCUCCGCCAAUUCCGUCAAAAUAUUACCAAUCAGGCAGCCGUCGAUACCGACGAGCCCAACUCCCUCAGCAUCCUAUGGCACUACCAAAUCCUCGACCCCAGCAGCGACAUCGUCAAUCACUGGAACCACAUCUUCUUGAUCUCUUGUUUAAUCUCCCUUUUCAUCGACCCCCUCUAUUUCUAUCUCCCUUACGUCGUCAUUGGCGAGGCUUGUAUGUCCAGUGAUAACAACGUAUCUGUCUUGAUCACUUAUUUUCGGACAAUUUUCGAUGUAUUCUACCUUCUCCAUAUUUUGAUGAAGUUUCGAAUGGCUUUCGUGGCUCCUGGUUCCCGGGUUUUCGGUCGUGGGGAGCUCGUCAUGGAUCCUCGCCAAAUCAGAAUGAGAUAUCUCAAGUCGGAUUUCAUUAUUGAUCUAACAGCCGCGCUUCCCCUGCCUCAGAUUCUCAUCUGGUAUAUAAUUCCGGCAACAAAAUCCGGGGGAACUGGUCAAUCUAACAACACUCUUGCUCUUAUUGUCCUCAUCCAAUACAUUCCCCGAUUAUUUGUCAUUUUCCCCUUGAAUCAGCGGAUAAUAAAAACCACUGGUUUUAUUGCUAAGACGGCUUGGGCAGGAGCCGCGUAUAAUCUGCUUCUAUACUUGCUAGCCAGCCAUAUUCUAGGAGCUUCAUGGUAUUUGGCCUCUAUAGGACGGCAGCACUCUUGCUGGACAGAAAAGUGUACGGAAGAAUUUGAAAGGAUCCCACCUUGUCAUUUGAAAUUCCUGGACUGUUCGAGUAUAGAAACAGGAAAUCUUGAACGGCAGUAUUGGUUGAACAUGACGAAAGUGCUUACAAGUUGUGACGCAAAAAAUGAUGAUUCUGAUUUCAAGUUUGGGAUGUUUGCUGAAGCUUUUACUAGUGAAGUUGCUUCAUCACGUUUCUUUGAGAAGUAUCUUUACUGCCUAUGGUGGGGCUUAAGAAAUUUAAGUUCCUAUGGACAGAAUUUGAGCACAAGCACUUAUCUUGGUGAGACGACUUUCUGCAUUGUUUUGUGCAUUUCUGGACUGAUUCUAUUUGCACAGAUUAUCGGCAAUAUGCAGACUUACUUGUCAUCAAUGACUGUGAAACUUGAAGAGUGGAGAAUUAAGAAAAGGGAUACAGAAGAAUGGAUGAGGCAUCGCCAGCUGCCAGAAGAUUUGCAAGAACGUGUUCGUCGAUUUGAGCAAUAUAAAUGGCUAACCACACGCGGAGUCAAUGAAGAAGAUAUUCUGAAGUCAUUGCCUCAGGACCUUCGUCGCGAAAUUCAGAGGCAUCUAUGUCUCAACCUUGUUCGCCGAGUCCCAUUCUUUGCGCAGAUGGAUGACCAACUUCUUGAUGCCAUAUGUGAACGCCUGGUCUCAUCCUUGAGCACUAAAGGCAGCUAUAUUGUGCGAGAAGGUGAUCCAGUGAACGAGAUGCUGUUCAUCAUUAGGGGACAAAUGGAGAGCUCGACAACAAAUGGGGGACGGUCUGGAUUCUUCAAUUCCAUCACCCUUAGACCAGGUGACUUUUGUGGGGAGGAAUUACUGACAUGGGCUUUAGUACCUAAUUCAUCCUUAAACCUGCCCACUUCCACUCGAUCUGUCAAAACUCUGACUGAAGUUGAAGCUUUUGCCCUUCAAGCUGAAGACCUUAAAUUCGUCGCUAAUCAAUUUAAGCGCCUCCACAGCAUGAAACUCCAGCAUGCAUUUAGGUACUAUUCCCACCAGUGGAGGACAUGGGGUGCUUGCUUCAUACAAGCGGCAUGGAGAAGGUACAAGAAGAAGAUGUUGGCAAAGAAGCUUAUUUUAGAAGAGAACUAUGACGAGGACGAUGAUGGUUAUUAUAGUGACGAGCAAGAUGGAGCAUAUUCAGACGAGGAAACUGGUGACGGGACCUCUGUCGACAGUCCUGCCCAGAAUCUUUCAACCACAAUUUUGGCUUCAAGAUUUGCUGCAAACACUAGAAGAGGAGCCCUUCAGAGGAUAGCUGGAGCUCAACCUUCAAGCUUAAAGAUGCCCAAACUGCUUAAGCCAGAUGAGCCGGAUUUCUCUGGAGAAGUUUAGUUUACGGUGUAAAAACAGAAAACUGGAAAAGGGGGAAGACAAGAAAAAGGGUUGAUGGGAUGUUUGUCCACCGAUAGAUAAAUUGUGCAUUAGGCUUUCAGCAUUUUCCAACACAAUCAUGCUUUGUCCAUCCACAUUGAGAAAGGGGUGUCACUGUGUCACCCUUUGUUACUCCAUGUACAGUGUAAUUACAACUAUCUAUACAGCUGUAACAUUGGUCA
Molecule: messenger RNA, 2511 nt
Organism: Sesamum indicum (sesame)
Lineage: Eukaryota; Viridiplantae; Streptophyta; Magnoliopsida; Lamiales; Pedaliaceae
Gene: CNGC18
Product: cyclic nucleotide-gated channel 18
Biological process (GO): transmembrane transport; monoatomic ion transport
Cellular component (GO): membrane
Molecular function (GO): monoatomic ion channel activity
Source: RefSeq, a predicted model, not a curated record